AUGCAAAUUUUUGUUAAAACUUUAACAGGUAAGACUAUUACCUUGGAGGUUGAGUCCUCGGACACCAUUGACAAUGUCAAGUCUAAGAUUCAAGAUAAAGAAGGUAUUCCUCCAGACCAACAAAGAUUAAUCUUUGCUGGUAAGCAAUUAGAAGACGGUAGAACUUUAUCAGACUACAAUAUUCAAAAGGAAUCUACCUUACACUUGGUCUUAAGAUUAAGAGGUGGUGGUAAGAAGAGAAAGAAGAAGGUUUACACCACCCCAAAGAAGAUCAAGAGAAAGCACAGAAAGCACAAGUUGGCUGUCUUGACCUACUACAAAGUUGAUAACGAUGGAAAGGUUGAGAGAUUAAGAAGAGAAUGUCCUUCUGCUACUUGUGGUGCUGGUAUCUUCAUGGCUGACAUGAAAGACAGACAAUACUGUGGUAAAUGUCAUGUUACCUUCAAGUUGAACUAA
This is a messenger RNA of Priceomyces carsonii, 456 nucleotides long. RefSeq names its product ubiquitin-ribosomal 40S subunit protein S31 fusion protein (gene UBI3). The record is from RefSeq and is a predicted model, not a curated record. NCBI's taxonomy places the organism in Eukaryota, Fungi, Ascomycota, Pichiomycetes, Serinales, Debaryomycetaceae. Gene Ontology annotation, molecular function: ubiquitin protein ligase binding; structural constituent of ribosome; protein tag activity. Gene Ontology annotation, biological process: protein ubiquitination; modification-dependent protein catabolic process; translation. The coding region runs from base 1 to 456 and encodes 151 amino acids. Gene Ontology annotation, cellular component: ribosome; nucleus; cytoplasm. The transcript has a single exon.